Sphenostylis stenocarpa is the source of this 1440-nucleotide messenger RNA. Lineage: Eukaryota; Viridiplantae; Streptophyta; Magnoliopsida; Fabales; Fabaceae. The record is from the annotation of a GenBank genome assembly.
AUGACGGGAUCCCUUGUUGCAAGGCUCGUCCUUCGUCGACGGUCGCUGGCAAGCCGAUUCUUCCCCCGCCGAGAAGUUUCCCUGCCUGCUUCAGAGAGGAUGAAGGACGCCAUCGCGCCGCCAAAGGAAUUGCCGGCGUUCGACUACUCUCCGUUGGCAUACUACGGUCCCGACGGCGAUGAGAUUCUCGGGAAGCGCAGGGAGUAUCUCAGCCCUUCGAUCCUCCACUCGUACAAAACUCCGCUUAAUGUGGUGGAGGGGAAGAGGCAGUAUCUGUUCGAUGAUAAGGGAAGGAGGUACGUGGACGCGUUCGGAGGGAUUGCUACGGUGUGCUGCGGGCACUGCCACCCUGACGUGGUCGCAGCCAUCGUCGAACAAACGAAACGCUUGCAGCACUCCACGGUUCUCUACCUGAACCACGCCAUAGCUGAUUUUGCUCAGGCUUUGGCUUCUAAGCUUCCCGGUAAUCUUAAGGUGGCGUUUUUUACUAAUUCUGGAACGGAAGCGAACGAAUUAGCGAUUCUGAUGGCAAGAUUGUACACCGGCUCCCAUGACAUAAUAUCUCUAAGGAAUUCUUACCAUGGAAAUGGUGGUGGAACAAUGGGGACCACAGCUCAAAGCAUAUGGAAACAUAACGUUGGCCAGAGUGGUGUUCAUCAUGCGGUAAACCCAGACCCUUACAGGGGUCUUUUCGGUUCGGACGGAGAGAAGUAUGUAAGGGAUGUUCAAGAAAUCAUUAAUUUCGGAACUUCCGGAAAUGUUGCAGCCUUCAUAUCUGAAGCUAUACAGGGAGUAGGGGGCAUCGUUGAAUUGGCUCCUGGUUACUUGCCUGCUGCCUACGACAUUGUUAGACAAGCUGGAGGUAUUUGUAUUGCCGACGAAGUUCAGUGUGGGGUUGCUCGCACUGGUAGCCAUUUCUGGGGAUUUGAGGCCCAUGGUGUUGUACCUGACAUAGUAACAAUAGCAAAGAGCAUUGGAAACGGCAUUCCUCUUGGUGCUGUGGUAACUACUCCUGAGAUUGCGAAGGCCUUGACUCGCCGAAGUUACUUUAACACCUUCGGUGGGAAUCCUGUUUGCACAGCUGCAGGAUUGGCUGUUUUAAGAGUGAUAGAGAAAGAGAAGCUUCAAGAGAAUGCAUUUGUAGUGGGUUCCUAUUUGAAAGAGAGGCUCAAUACACUGAAGGACAAAUAUGAACUAAUUGGUGAUGUGAGAGGACAAGGCAUGUUGCUUGGAGUGGAACUUGUCACCGAUCGCCAACUUAAAACACCCGCACCAAAUGAAACACUGCAUGUUAUGGACCAAAUGAAAGAAUUAGGAGUGCUGAUUGGAAAGGGUGGCUAUUAUGGAAAUGUAUUCAGAAUUACGCCUCCCCUAUGUUUCACCAAAGAAGAUGCAGAUUUCCUCGUGGAUGCGAUGGACUACACAUUUUCCAGAAUGUGA